AUGAGUGGACCACCAGGAGGAAAAGGUGGCAAAAGCAUUGCCUUGAUGAAACAGAGGCUUGGUGGCCAGGCAGCCGAUGCCCCUCAGGCAGCUCCUGCACCCGCGCCACAGCCAGCUCCAGUUCCAGCUCCUGCCCCUGCUCCUCAACAGGUUCAGGCAGCUCCAGCUGGAAGACCUAAAGGAAAGGAUUUCUCGGCCAUGGCGGGACGACCAAAGGGAAAAGAUUUCUCGGCCAUGGCUCGAGCUUCACCAGCUCCCGCUCCACCGCCACCUCCUGCCCCGGCUCCAGCCCCCGCGGCUCCCAUGGCGACGUCUCAGGGAGCUGGUAAGCCAAAGGGAAAGAAUUUCGCGGCCAUGGCGUCUCGACACCACCCUCCCGCGACUGCCCCACCGCCAGCCCAACAGCCACCCCCGCAGCAAACACAGCCACCACCUCAACAGCAGCAACAACAGCCACCGCCACCCCAACAACAGCAGCAGCAACAUCCUCAGUACCAGCAACCUCCUCACCAUCCUCAACAACCACCGCAUUACCAGCAGCCUCCUCCCCAUCAUCAUCCACAGCAUCCUCAGUACGCUCAUCAUCACCCCCAACAGCAACGCUCACCACCUGCUCAGAAUCAAGCAGCCGCUCAUGCUCAGGCCGAAAGUGAACGUAAGAGGGCUCAAUCCAUGCAAGCCGCAGCUCGGGCAGCCGCUGGAUUGCCUCCUUUGGAGGUUCCCACGGCAACGUCAGUGACCACGGUACCGCCUCCGAUCCAUACAACACCGGCCAAACGCACACAAUCUACUUCCUCCAAAGUACAGGCUGCAGCACCACCACCCGCGGCAUAUGCAGCGCCGCCUGUCGCCGUUCCACCAAAGGCCAAACCAAUCAGCCGAACUCCGUCAACUGCCGCUAGUGCCCGUAGAACGUCUGGAUCCAGCAAGGGUGGUACAACUCCAACCUCGGCUUCGGCUGCAGCACAUCAUCAACAACAGCAUGCAGCUCGACAGGCGCAAGCUCAUGCACAGGCAAGGCAGCAACAACAGCAGCAACAUUAUCAGCAGCAGCAACAGCAUCAUCAUCAAAGAGCACCGGCACAACAACAACCACAACAACGUCACCCUCAUUAUCCACAGCAACCACAUGCCGCCCAAGCUCACCACCAACAGCAACCCCCACCCAAUCCCAAUGUACGACCCACACCGCAACCUUAUUCGUCCGAGGCUCGAUUGACCUCGCAAAGCUCCAAAGCGGUGGGUCCUGGAGUCCCUCACAUGGCACCACUGGUGGGUGAACGCAUUAGCAGUCUCGUCAAAUCACUGGAUCCCAACUACUCGAUUGAUGUGGAUGCGGAAGAGCAAUUGCUGCAGUUGGCAGAUGACUUUUUGGAUCAAGUGACACGACAAAGUAUACGCAUGGCACAGCAUCGUGGUAGCAAGACACUGGAUGUGCAGGACUUGCAAUUGGUGUUGGCCAAACAGUGGGGAAUCACGGUUCCUGGACUGGGAUCGCCAACCUUCAAAUCCACGAAACCUCCGGGUGGUCGUGGGUCGAUUACGGCAGCGAGCAGCGCAGGAGCCAAGCGAAAGCCCUCCGAUGCUUCCUUGACAGGCGGUGGUCGAGCGAAAAAGGCCAAUUCUGGAGUCGCCAGCUAA
Molecule: messenger RNA, 1641 nt
Organism: Seminavis robusta
Lineage: Eukaryota; Bacillariophyta; Bacillariophyceae; Naviculales; Naviculaceae
Source: the annotation of a GenBank genome assembly